UUUCCGUCGGAAUCUGAAUUUUCUCCGGCGACAUGGCUUCAAAUCUUCCUAUGAGCCCUCAAUUAGAGCAGAUCCAUGGCGAAAUCCGUGACCAUUUCCGAGCCCUCGCGAAUGGUUUCCAGAGGUUGGAUAAGAUCAAGGAUACAACUAGACAAAGCAAACAACUUGAAGAACUUACUGAGAAGAUGAGAGAAUGUAAAAGGUUGGUCAAGGAGUUCGACCGAGAACUGAAGGAUGAGGAAGGUAGAAAUUCUCCUGAAGUAAAUAAGCAAUUGAACGAUGAGAAACAAUCUAUGAUCAAGGAGCUCAAUUCUUACGUUGCACUAAGAAAAACGUAUAUGAGUACCCUUGGAAACAAGAAAGUUGAACUUUUUGAUAUGGGAGCCGGAGUUAGUGGCGAACCUACAGCUGAGGAAAAUGUUCAAGUGGCUUCAUCCAUGUCAAACCAGGAGCUUGUUGAUGCUGGAAUGAAAAGAAUGGAUGAGACUGAUCAGGCCAUUGAGCGCUCAAAACAGGUUGUAGAACAAACACUCGAAGUUGGAACUCAAACUGCAGCUAAUUUAAAGGGACAGACGGAUCAAAUGGGACGCGUUGUUAACCACUUGGACACUAUUCAAUUCUCAAUUAAGAAGGCCUCUCAGCUGGUGAAAGAGAUAGGGAGACAGGUGGCUACCGAUAAAUGCAUAAUGGGGUUCCUGUUUCUCAUUGUAUGUGGUGUAGUAGCCAUUAUCAUAGUGAAGAUUGUGAAUCCGAAUAACAAAGACAUUAGGGACAUCCCAGGAUUAGCUCCUCCAGCGCAAUCGAGGAAACUAUUGUACCUGAGGAAUCAAGACUACAUGUGAGGAUAUAAAUCUCUAAUUGUAUAUUUAUUCACGAGGAAUGAGGAAAUUGCAUCUUGAGAAAGUUUCAGGACACAGCUGGAAUUUCCAUUUCUGUAACUUGGUAAAAACGAAGAACGUGAUGAAGAGUACUAAUACAUUUCUGACAUUGAGUGUUUAUGAAACUAUUGUAACCUCCAUUCCUUUAUAUACUCGUCUUGUUUCACCUUUCUAUUACUAGAGAAUAAGAAUUUUACCUUUGC
This is a messenger RNA of Arabidopsis arenosa, 1081 nucleotides long. The record is from the annotation of a GenBank genome assembly. Lineage: Eukaryota; Viridiplantae; Streptophyta; Magnoliopsida; Brassicales; Brassicaceae.